CCACUCCGGGUCUCCACUCCGAAGACACCCUCCACUCUCCGCAAGACAACAUGAAGCUGGUGGUGGUCUGCCUGUUGUCCGUGGCCGCGGUGGUGCUCGCCAGGCCUCAGCAGCCUCAGCAGCCUCAGCAGGAGCCUGUGCCCAUCCUGAAGCAGGCCUCGGACAUCUCCCCCGAGGGCGCCUACCAGUUCUCGUACGAGACCGGGAACGGCAUCAAGGCCGAGGAGGUGGGGUCGCUGGCCCCCGCCGACAACCCGGAGGACGGCAACGUGGUGUUCGCCGAGGGCAGCUACAGCUACACGGGCGACGACGGGGUGGUCUACACCGUCACCUACAAGGCGGACAAGAACGGCUACCAGGCGAGCGGCGACCACCUGCCCAAGAAGUGAGCGCACCUCCUGCCGACCGCUGCCGCCCUGAUACCAGCCGACCGCUGGGACCACCUUCUUCUCUAACUCCAUCCAUCCAUCGUCCAUCCAUCAUCAUUCAAUCAUGACCUGUCCAUCCGUCACAUUAACAUAUUUUCCUUUCUCGUGUGUACAUAUUUGUAAAUAAAAACUCUUCUUAUUCGUA
This is a messenger RNA of Bacillus rossius redtenbacheri, 573 nucleotides long. Its product is annotated as endocuticle structural glycoprotein SgAbd-4-like. Gene Ontology annotation, cellular component: chitin-based extracellular matrix. The transcript has 3 exons. Gene Ontology annotation, molecular function: structural constituent of chitin-based larval cuticle. The record is from RefSeq and is a predicted model, not a curated record. Lineage: Eukaryota; Metazoa; Arthropoda; Insecta; Phasmatodea; Bacillidae. Bases 51 to 389 code for a protein of 112 amino acids.